AUGAGGCACGAAGCUCCGGUGCAGAUGGCCACUGCCCAGGACGCCCGGUCUGGCCAGAAGGACUCCUCGGACCAAAACUUUGAUUACAUGUUCAAGCUGCUCAUCAUUGGCAACAGCAGCGUGGGCAAGACCUCCUUCCUGUUCCGCUAUGCUGAUGACUCCUUCACAUCUGCCUUCGUCAGCACCGUGGGCAUCGACUUCAAAGUGAAGACCGUGUUCAAGAACGAGAAGAGAAUCAAGCUUCAGAUCUGGGACACGGCGGGCCAGGAGCGGUACCGGACCAUCACCACAGCCUACUACCGCGGGGCCAUGGGCUUCAUCCUGAUGUACGACAUCACCAACGGGGAGUCCUUCAACGCCGUGCAGGACUGGUCAACUCAAAUUAAAACCUACUCUUGGGAUAAUGCGCAGGUGAUCCUGGUGGGAAACAAGUGUGACAUGGAGGACGAGCGUGUCAUCUCGGUGGAGAGGGGCCGGCGAUUGGGAGAACAGCUUGGGUUCGAGUUCUUUGAAACCAGCGCCAAGGACAACAUUAACGUGAAGCAGACAUUCGAGCGCCUGGUGGAUGUCAUCUGCGACAAGAUGUCUGAGAGUCUGGACACCGAUCAGGCCGCCACCUCAGCAAAGCAGAGCGCGAGGCUGCAGGAGACGCCUCCCCCGCCGCAGCCCGGCUGUGGCUGCUAA
Messenger RNA from Pipistrellus nathusii (Nathusius's pipistrelle), 684 nucleotides. NCBI's taxonomy places the organism in Eukaryota, Metazoa, Chordata, Mammalia, Chiroptera, Vespertilionidae. The record is from the annotation of a GenBank genome assembly.